AUGUCUUUGCUCGACAAAGUUCCCGGCGAUCUAAAGCUCUACAUCGGANNGGAUCAGCUUGCCGAGGCUGGCAUUACACAUGUACUAUCUGUGUUGAGGCUUCCGCUAGAGGAGAAGCUUUUCGAAGGAUACAAGCAUAUGGUGGUCGAAGUCGACGAUGUCGAAGAUGAGAAUCUGCUCGAGCACUUCCCAGCGGCUACCCGAUUCAUCGAGGAUGGUCUUGCCUCUGGAGGCGCAGUUCUUGUACACUGUGCGAUGGGAAAGUCGCGGUCCGCAACAUGCGUCAUUGCGUACCUGAUGCAGAAAUACCACAUAUCACCUUCCGAGGCUUUGGAACAAAUACGACAGAGCAGGCCGCUUUGCGAGCCCAACGAAGGUUUCAUGAAGCAGCUCGAGCUCUACCAUGAGAUGCAGACACCCGAGAACGUGGAAGACACACCGACAUAUCAACGUUGGGUCUACCAGCGUGAAGUCGAGAUGAGUCGCGCAUGCGGUCAAGCACCAGAGGCAGAGAAGAUUCGCUUCGAGGAUGAGCAUGUCGCAGCAAAAGAUGAAGACGCACCCUCGCAACGUCACAAUUCUUGA
Aureobasidium musti is the source of this 585-nucleotide messenger RNA. Lineage: Eukaryota; Fungi; Ascomycota; Dothideomycetes; Dothideales; Saccotheciaceae. The record is from the annotation of a GenBank genome assembly.